Messenger RNA from Panicum hallii, 3822 nucleotides. Its product is annotated as sister chromatid cohesion 1 protein 4. The record is from RefSeq and is a predicted model, not a curated record. Bases 279 to 3410 code for a protein of 1043 amino acids. Lineage: Eukaryota; Viridiplantae; Streptophyta; Magnoliopsida; Poales; Poaceae. Gene Ontology annotation, cellular component: cohesin complex; synaptonemal complex. Gene Ontology annotation, molecular function: protein binding; chromatin binding. The transcript is spliced from 15 exons. Gene Ontology annotation, biological process: mitotic sister chromatid cohesion; synaptonemal complex assembly; replication-born double-strand break repair via sister chromatid exchange.
CACUCUCCCAGCCGAGUCGCUGCUGCUGCGAACGCGAGGGAGUCCACACACUGCCAAGUCCCCAAACGGACCCCAUUUUUUUCUCUCCCAAUUCAACCUCAGUUUCGAACACCUCGAUUCCUCGCGCGCCGUCGUCCGAGUCCUCAGAUCCCGCCUCCCCAGCCCCAAUUCCAUGCUGUUAUAGGGUUCCCACCCUGGACUUGCGUGGAGAGGAGAUCCAUCCCCACCAGGCUCGCGUUCCUCUUUUGCUGGGUUCAGCGUAAGGAGGGGAGGCGGAGAUGUUCUACUCGCAGUUCAUCUUGGCCAAGAAGGGCCCUCUCGGGACAAUAUGGAUUGCCGCGCACUUGGAGCGGAAGCUGCGAAAGAACCAGGUCGCGGACACGGACAUCGGCGUCUCAGUAGAUUCGAUCAUAUUUCCUGACGUCCCAAUUGCACUUCGGUUAUCAAGUCAUCUUAUGUUAGGCGUGGUUAGAAUCUAUUCUCGGAAGGUCAACUACCUAUUCCACGACUGCAGUGAAGCUUUGCUGAAGAUAAAGCAAGCUUUCAGGUCCACUGCUGUUGAUCUACCCCCUGAGGAGUCAACUGCUCCUUAUCAUUCUAUAACACUGCCCGAGACAUUUCAUCUUGAUGAUUUUGAACUGCCAGAAGCUGCGUUUCAAGGUGACACUGAUCAUCAUGUGAGCACAAAAGAACAGAUCACUUUGCAAGACAACCCAGAGAAAACAGGGUAUUCAACAUCCCAGUUUGGCCUCGAUGAAAGAUUUGGUGAUGGCAGUUCUUCACAUAUUGGCUUGGACUUGGAGGAGGAAUUAAUGCUGAACAAGGAUCACUCAAUUCAUCUUGAGUCUGAUGAUGGCAUUAUCAUUCAAGGUCGACCAUCAGUUCCUUCUACCGAUAUGGACAUUGAUGAUAACCAAAGUAAAGACGAAACAGCUGGAAGAUACAGCAACAUGGAUGGUGGGCCUUCUAGUCGAGGAAAGCAAAGUCCACUGAAUGAUGACCUAGGAGGAAACAGUAUUCCUAACUGGACUGGUUACAAUGUACAGACACCAGACUUGAAUGAUAUGCUAUUGCAUAAUGAAGGUAUUGCUGGACCAUCAGCUUCAUACUAUCAACCUAGCCCCUUCCCGUGUGAUGAACCUGCAUCACCAGAGUUUAUUAGUGCUCAGGCCCCAGCUACACCUGGUUUAAUGGGAGAGACAGUUCCUUCCAGAGUCCAUGAAAGUCCUGUUCUCAGUCCACAGAGAAAAGCUUCACCAAGCAAUGAUGAAACUGCAAAGGCAGACACUCCUGCUGCUCCAGCCUCAGAUUUUCCCCAUUCAGCCACAGUAAAUGCUGGUGAUGUUGUGGGUUCUGAGGUGAAUGAACUUGGAUUGGCAAAGCCUGCGCAAGUUGAGUCUUCUGUUGUUAUGCAGGAUGAUGAUGCAUUGAUGCAACAACACACAAGUGAGGAUUUGCCAUCCCAGGGUCAAACAUCAAACUUUGAAGCUGGUGAUAAGUUGAUCGGUCCUGAUGAUGUAGCUGCAUCUGGUGAAACUGUAACUGUUAAUGCAACCGUUGUAGAUGUACCUUCGGCUGUAAAUGAUUCUGAGCUAUGUGUUGAUGGUUCUACUGAGCCAUCUGUGAUGGAGAACCCUACACAGAUUAAUGGGCAAUUGGUUGAUGCACAAGAUUUUCAACAUGAAGUCCAGGCGGUGCAACAAGAAGUGGCAUCUAAUGAUAGACCAACUGAACUAACUUCAGAAUUUGCUGAGCCUGAGAAAAUGCUGUCAGCUCCAGAUGCUGAAUUCAAUCCUGCAAAUGACUUGGGGCAGAUAACUGCAGAAAAAGGAACAACUGAAUCUGAUGGAAGUAACAAAAUAGGCAGUCUCACUAGCAGAAAAAGACACCUGGAAGAUAGCUUACCAGCUCUAGAGAGUGAGACUACUGAAAGGUUGUCUAGUCGACCACGUGGUAAAAGAACCACCGAUUUUGUUCCUGAUGAUGAUGAUUUACUGGCAUCUAUUUUAGUUGGUAGAAGGACCCCUGGAUUGACGCUUGGUUCAACACCACUACCACCAAGGGCAUCAUCUUUGAAACGCCCGAGGUUGGUAUCAAAGGCGGGUACACUCAAGAGAAAAGUGCAGAUAGAUGACGCCAUGGUUCUACAUGCUGAUACUAUACGACAACAACUGAUCAAUACUGAGGAUAUACGGCGCAUUCGUAAGAAGGCUCCAUGUACUCGUUCUGAAAUAUGGAUGAUUGAGAAAGGUUCACUGGAAGAUGACAUAUUCCACGAGCCCAUCUUUUCCUGCCUAUCUGAGGAGCUAAACAACUUACACAAUCGGACAUAUGAGACUAUUGUACACCUCACUGUUCAGAACAUGGAACUGCAAGGUCAACUAGACAUGUCUGAAACCAUUGCAGAAGAUAGCAACAUUGUUGGGACCUCUGGUGCUGCUACUAUUGAUGACCCACUUCACAUACCAGAUAGAAUUGAUGCCGUGCCGCCAAAUGCAAAUGACGAAGAUGGCGCAACAGCUGCUUUUGGUUUGCAAGUGCCUUCUGACAACCAGGUUAAUGGUGUAUCUAAUGAUUUUGUUAGCGACACUCUGUUUGAAGGGGUAACUGAACCUUUAAUUGAUAAUGAGAAAGAAGUGGCAGUUGCAGACAGAGAGCAUGCUCAAGUUGAUACACUGGAUAAUGAUCGUCUUCAAGAUGUUCCAUCUGAUCUGCAGAGGAGUACUGAUGCAAAAGGUUCAACUCCAGAUGUGGUUCUAGAUAGCUCUGGCAAAGCUUAUGCUCAAGCAGCGGAUGGCAUGACACAGGAGUUUAAUCAUUUUGUUCAUAGUGAUGCUAAUCUUUUUGAGAACAAUGAGGUGCCGACAUCUGAGAUUACUGGGGUGGAAUGUAAUCAAGAUGCCUCUGGCUUUCUUCAACCAACGGAGGAUGAAAAUGCUGUCUCUGCUAUGGGAGAUAAUUCUGGCUUCCAAGAAAACAACAUGGGUUCUCUUAUGGAUUUGGAUAUGGUGAAUGACUAUGGACUAAAAGAGUGCAAUGAUUUUGGAAGUGCAAUUCAUGGUGUUGAUACAGAUUUUCUGAACUAUGAUGAUGAUGGGGACUUUGAUGACGCAAAUAACGACGAGCAAAAUCCUGAUGAAUUCCAGUCUCUUGACAACAGUGGUUGGUCUUCUCGAACCAGGGGUGUUGCAAGAUAUCUCAAGACUUUAUUCGAUGAAGAAUCUGGUCCUGGGAGAAAGAGUGUCGCCAUUGACCACCUUGUACGUGGAAAGACUCGGAAGGAAGCCUCAAGAAUGUUCUUCGAGACCUUGGUCCUGACGACGAAGGACUACAUCAGCGUAGAUCAACCAAACCCCUUCGAUUUUGUGAGCAUAAAGCCGGGACCAAAGCUCCUGAAGUCAGAAUUCUAGAUCAUCAGUCAGCUUAGCCUGGCGCGAUACAUACAUCUUACCAUAUCCAUCACACCACCAACAACAUUGCAGAUGGCCCCACCCAGCCUUGUGACCCCCUCGAAUCCAUUUUUGUUUGUUGUUAAGUUUAUCCUCACCUCUGUAGCAUUCUCCCGUGCUGAUCCGUUGUUGCUAGGGUUUCGGUAGGAUUGUUGCCGUGUUGUACUGUUGGCUAUUCAUUGUACAUAUGGGUUUAGCGGCUCCUGUAAAGUCUGCCAUGUAAUCUGAUAGCGUCGGCUCCCUCCUAAGUUAUUGCAUAUUGUUUUCGCUUGGUUAAGCUGUAGGAACUGUAUACCUUACAACCUGAGAUGAUGAUGAUGAUGUACCUGUUGAUUAUGUCAGUAUUGAUUCCCAAUCCAUGUUUCACAGUUAA